CAGCCUUUUGCUUUCCAUUCCUUUUUUGGAUGCUGCCUUGUCAGUCUCAAGAGCGCGUUCAGCAGCAGAAAUUGUGGUGGAGCAAUAGAUGGGAAAUUGCACGACAUGAAAAACUGACCUGGUACACCCGGUUUUUGAAAGGAAAAGCAAAGGUAACAUCUUUUGUCUCAGUUUGGUGGGCUUUUAUUGAAUGGAUAAAAAAGAGAGGUCACAUUUGUCUCUUUCACAUGUCUCUCAAUUAAUUUGGGAUUGUUGGCAUCUGCCUGUCUUGGGAGACAACAGAGGAGUGCACUUUUGGGGCUGAGGUCAAACUGUUUGAAGGUUCUAGUUACAGGUAGGUCUAGCUCACUGGAAGGACAAAUUGUGAAGCUGAGGCUCCUAGACUUUGGCCACCUCAUGAGAAGAGAAGACUCCCUGGAAAAGACCCUGAUGUUGGGAAAGAUGGAGGGCACAAGGAGAAGGGGACGACAGAGGACGAGAUGGUGGGACAGUGUUCUUGAAGCUACCAGCAUGAGUUUGACUGCGGGAGGCCGUGAAAGACAGGAGUGCCUGGCGUGCUCUGGUCCAGGGGGGCACGAAGAGUUGGACAUGACUAAACAACAACAGCCGUGUUGGUCUGCCGUAGUCAAAACAACAACAACAACAAAAUUCCUUCCAGUAGCACCAUAGAGACCAACUAAGUUUGUUAUUGGUAUGAGCUUUCGUGUGCAUCCACACUGAUAUGCACAUGGUAUCUGAAGAAGUGUGCAUGCACACGAAAGCUCAUACCAAUAACAAACUUAGUUGGUCUCUAAGGUGCUACUGGAAGGAAUUUUUUUAUUUUAAGGUUGCAGCAUCUUCUGUGACUGCAGAGAAUGAUAUGGGAGAGACCUGUUUUGUUGCAUCUGGGGCAGAUGAAGGUGUCCGGUUGUGCUGCCGCAGAUGCACCACGGCGUUUCUUCUCUCUGUGCCCCUUCCAGCGGUCAUUCCUCCUCUGCUCACUGCUAUGGAUGCACAACCUGACUGCCUAUUUCCAAGCACUGUGGUUGUCUGAUUCCCACAUGGUGGGAAUUGGUGUUGCCAGCCUUCUGUCACGUUUGCAGACAUAUUCAGAUAUUAUUCAUCCCCGUAUUUAUAAUGCAGAGUUGGCCACACCUGCUGUUCUCUCAUUUCUCAUGAUGGCACUUUCAUCUCACCUGUCUGUAUCCUAUUGCAGAGAUCUGGAUAACUAGCGUCAUCAUUUUUUCUGAAGGCAGUCCUGUUUAGGGAAGCUUUUAAUGUUUGAUGCAUUACUGUAUAUUAAUAUUUUGUUGGAAGCCGCCCAGAGCGGCUGGGGAAGCCCAGCCAGAUGGAAAGGGUAUAAAUAAUAAAUUAUUAUUAUUAUUAUUAUUAUUAUUAUUAUUAUUAUUAUUUAAUGUAACUUCACGUGCCAGCCUUUAUUCGGUUCAGUUUUUAUGUGUUUCUCUUUUGUUAUUUGUGCUAUAUGAAUAGAAUUUAAUUUAAAAAACACUUUAAAGAGAGAGCGCAGAGACUGCAAACAAAAUCAAAGUGAGCCAUGCCGUAGGAGGGUCCCUGUGGGUUCUGGCAAGGGCUGAUGGGUGUUUUGGUCUGGGGAUACCUGGAGGGCAGCCGGUUGGCAAAGGCUUCCAUGUGCCGUAGUUCAAAAGAGAACACUCUGGGAAGUGAAGAGGCAGAGCCCCAGUGGCAAGCGAGGCUGAUCUGUCUCUUCCAUCCACCACCAGCUCCGGACCAUGAUGAAAGGAAAAGCACCUGAGCUGCAGGAAAGGGCUGCGCAGUCACUGAGCACAAAGCGUACUCCCCCCACAUCUCCUCUUCCUUUAUUUGACAGGUAGUCCUGCUGGAAAAUUUUGAAGAUGUCUCCAACAGAAUCGAGGAGAAGAAGAUGCUUCUCUCCAUCUUACAUAACCAAGAGGAACAGGAGCCACCCAGCUUGCUUUGUUGUUGUUUUGUCGUUUAGUCGUGUCCGACUCUUCGUGACCCCCUGGACCAGAGCACGCCAGGCACUCCUGUCUUCCACUGCCUCCCUCAUGCUGGUAGCUUCGAGAACACUGUCCAACCAUCUCGUCCUCUGUCGUCCCCUUCUCCUUGUGCCCUCCAUCUUUCCCAACAUCAUGGUCUUUUCCAGGGAGUCUUCUCUUCUCAUGAGGUGGCCAAAGUAUUGGAGCCUCAGCUUCAGGAUCCGUCCUUCCAGUGAGCACUCAGGGCUGAUUUCCUUAAGAAUGGAGAGGUUUGAUCUUCUUGCAGUCCAUGGGACUCUCAAGAGUCUCCUCCAGCACCAGAAUUCGAAAGCAUCAAAUCUUUGGCAAUCAGCCUUCUUUAUGGUCCAGUUCUCACUUCCAUACAUCACUAGCUUACCAGUCGGGCAUUAUUUUUAUUUCAUGAGGUGAAUAAACGACCGACAGGAAGACAUGCAAAUAUACCGCAGGAAGCAAUUCAGGAUGAACGAUCAAUAAACAGGAGGAGCCCAGUGUCCCACAUCCCUAGGGCUGGCAAAGGGGCUCUGGAUCAAAGAGAGUCCUGCUCAUUUCUGCCUGAAGGCAACUUGCAUGUUCUGGAAACUUGUGACCCAGCUAGCCAUUGGCCUGAGGCACCUCUCUCCAACCUGGUGCCCUCCAGAUAUUUUGGCUGCCCAGGGCUGACGGAAGUUGUAGUCCAAUACAACUGGAGGGCCCCGGGGGGCAACGUUGGCCUGAGAGAGACCAUCUCCCCCUUUUGAGAUCCUGUCUGGAGGGAUGCUGCCGUUCAGGGAAAACAGUGAGCCUUGUAACGCCAUUGAUGGCAGGGUCAGACCACACGACCGUUCUCUCUGUUGGAACCCAUGUAAAUGAGCUUGUGUGUAUGUGUGAUUUGGCUGUGUGUCAAAAAAAUCUAGUGAAUUCAGCCCUCUUACACACACACACACACACUGUAACUUAAAACGUUGUGCUUUCCCGACACCCACAACUUGAAGGAUCUGUAUGCACUGGAACUUUCAUGAGACUCGGUUGAACAGGUGCAAAUCCAGUGGGAACAGCAGCUUCCUGGGAGAUCUGCACAGGUGGAGUGGGGUUUUGGGUUCUUAGUCAUCCUUCUAGAUUUGGCCACCAAGCCCAACUUAAAACUUCACUCUGCAUUGGGACCCUGGUCCUGAGAGGGUAGGCAGAAAGAAGGGGUCUUUCUGAGUGAAAACUAACAGCCACCUUCCCCUUUUCCGCUUGCUCACACCUGCCAAGACGGGUUUUUAUGGCCGCCUCCGCUCAGCCCAGCUCCUCUUACGGACAGGUGACUCUGAUACCGUGGCUGUGACAGGUGACGUUCUCACUCUGCUCCUGGCUUGCAAAGGCGAUGGAUUAAGAUUAUGUUGAGGCACCAGAAAGAGUUUUUUGUUCAUCCAAUGCAGCAUGGAAACCCUGCAGUCUCUCCAGAUUAUCGGGUUUCUCCUCUGCCUCUCGGUGACGGAUAUCAAAGGGUAAGUUAUUCUGUCUCCCACAUCCUGAGUUCACUAUCCUCCUGCCAAACAUAAAAUGCACUUUUCCACUGUGCGUGUCGAGGAGCGGGAAUCAUCCUGUUCCAAGUCCAAGUCCAAGGCGGACCCUGGAUGUACUUUGGAAAGAGGACAUUUCCAUCCCUUCCGCCGAGUCAACAGCCAAGUUACCCAUUAUGUCAAAUCCUUCUGCCUGUUCUAUUAUUUCUGCUUCUUGACUUCUUGCUUGAACAGGCAGCUUUAGACUCCUGGGCACAAAAGAGUUGUGUUUCUUUCUCUUUUUUUAUGGGAUUGCAUGUUCUGCUUCUGUUGUGCAUUGUAUCCUUCCUUGGAGUCGAUCAAGUUGGAUGGUUAUGUCAAUAUUGUUAAUAAAUAAAUAACCGCAGAUGCUUUUAUAUGGAUAGCUGGCAAUGUACAUUUUGCAUUCCGCUAGUUAGCAGUCUGCAUACGGUUGCAGAGAGCAAAUAUUCAUGGCUAACGGUCCCCACCGUGAAAGAGCUUCAGCUCUCCUCACAUUUAACAUAGUCUCUUGCGGCAUCUGGAAGACAAAUGUAUGAUGUCAUAAGGUGUGAAGGAAUGAUAUGAACAACCCCUUGUUAAAUCCUUGGAGGCAAACUGAACAGUCACAUAAGGUGGGGUAUAAAUAUAAAUAGUUGUUUACACCUUUCUGUAAAACAACAGCAAAAAAAAACAACAGCUCUUUUGCAGGGGAGGGGCUUUAAAGGAGAAGAAGGGGAGAGGUGCAGUGAUUUACCCUUCCCAUGCUUACAGUUUCUUUGCUCCAAAUUGCCCCCUCCCCAAACAAUUUUUCUCUGCUAAGGCAGGAGGUUGGGGGGGGGAGCUGCUUCUCCCCACCCACCCACCUUCCCUCCCCUAUUGUUUUUAAGCACUGUCACCAUUAACAGCUUCAGUCCAGGGCCAGCUGCACAUGGUUUUGCUCCAAUGCCACGAGUGGGAUUUGCCUAGACCUGAUGAUGGAGAAAAGAAAGAUUUUCUGCAGCUGUUUUAAGAUUGGAGAAAUGUAGCGAAGACAGAGGGAGAGCCCAGGCAGGCAUUCCUUGGGGGGGGGGUGUCUGCUGUCCAUACAUCCAUUCAAAGCCCCUGGUAUCAAAGUGCCACGUUUACACUCCCCUCCUUCAAUCCAAAAUUCCUCCUGCCCUAAAUUACCGUAUUUUUUGCUCUAUAAGACGCACCUUUUCCCUCCUAAAAAGUAAGGGGGAAUGUGUGUGCAUCUUAUGGAGCGAAUGCAGGCUGCGCAGCUAUCCCAGAAGACAGAACAGCGAGAGAGAUCACUGUUCUAGUUUCUAGCUUAGCCAUGCAAAGCCUCCGCAGGGCAGCAGGGAGACUUCAUCACUGACGGGCUGUCCUUCUCCCACCUUGUAGAAAAGCCCGCAAGAGCCAUGCUCCCUUUAAAGAGCACACAGCUCUUGGCUGGCUUUUGCGGGAGGUGGGCGAAGGGAGAGGGCAGCGUAGCCACGCGCAGCCUCUUCUGGGCAGGGGGGGCCUUCAUCCCUCUGCCCGGGAGAGGCUUCACGUGGCUAUGCCAGAAGCCAGAACAGCAAGAGGCUAUCCCUCUUGAUGUUCUGGCUUCUGGGAUUCAGAAUAUUUUUUUCUUGUUUUCCUCCUCCAAAAACUAGGUGCGUCUUAUGGUCUGGUGCAUCUUAUAGAGCGAAAAAUAUGGAAGAACUGUCGGGGUUUUGAGUGGAGAUACUGUGAGUUGCCUUCUGUCCUGGUAGUCAAAACAAGCCCACAUUCCUAGCCUGAAGCUUUCUUCAUUCUCUGAGUGUGUCAUUUAUACCUGACUCUGGUUGUUAGAUCUCUGGGUUCUAAUUAAAAAAGCAAAGCGAUUCCUGCAAGUCUGCCUACACCUGACCUAAUCUGCUUACAUCUCUCCUAGCAGGGCAGAAGACAGAGUUCCAACCCUUACUAGGGAUGCCUGGGCUUAUGACACAGGUAGGCACCUCUCUUGGCAACUCUCCUUUGUGUAACGGCUCCCGUCGCUCCUGCCCAACGGCCCAUGGAGCCCCACGCCUCCAUCUCACGAUGCUUCUGUGCACGGCUGUCUUUAGCAUAUGCACCGCUGGGGUGCAAAGAUCCAGCCAGCGCCCCCAAAUGUAGUUUAGCCCCCGAGUUAACUUUUAUUAUUAGGCUUUUAUGGGUAUGUUCGUAGCAAAAGGAAGAACAAAGAAACAGUGGGGUCACUCAGAGGAGUAGAUGGUGAAAUGUAAACAGGGGACACAGAAAGGACUGAACUCCUCAAUGCCUUCUUUGCCUCAGUCUUCUCCGAUAAAGAAAACAAUGCCCGACCUGAAGAAUUUGGAGCAAAUGAUUCAGCAGAGGAAACACAGCCCAGAAUAACUAAGCAGAUAGUACAAGAAUACUUGGCUAGUUUAGAUUUAUUCAAGUCUCCAGGGCCAGAUGAACUGCAUCCAAGAGUAUUAAAAGAACUGGCAGAUGUGAUCUCAGAACCACUGGCAGUCAUCUUUGAGAAUUCCUGGAGAACAGGCGAAGUCCCGGCAGACUGGAGGAGGGCAAAUGUUGUCCCUAUUUUCAAAAAGGGGAAAGAGAGGACCCAAAUAAUUACCGCCCAGUCAGUCUGACAUCAACACCAGGGAAGAUUCUGGAGCAGAUCAUUAAGCAAACAGUCUGUGAGCACCUAGAAAGGAAUGCUGUGAUCACCAAUAGUCAGCAUGGAUUUCUGAAAAAUAAGUCAUGUCAGACUAACCUGAUCUCGUUUUUGACAGAAUUACAAGCCUGGUAGAUGAAGGGAACGCAGUGGAUGUAGCCUACCUUGAUUUCAGCAAGGCAUUUGAUAUUCUUGUAAAGAAGCUGGUAAAAUGCGGUCUUGACUAUGCUACCACUCAGUGGAUUUGUAACUGGCUGACUGACCGAACCCAAAGGGUGCUCAUCAAUGGUUCCUCUUCAUCCUGGAGAAGAGUGACUAGUGGGGUGCCACAGGGUUCUGUCUUGGGCCCAGUCUUAUUCAACAUCUUUAUCAACGACUUGGAUGAUGGACUCAAGGGCAUCCUGAUCAAAUUUGCAGAUGACACCAAAUUGGGAGGGGUGGCUAACACCCCAGAAGACAGGAUCACACUUUAAAACGACCUUGACAGAUUAGAGAACUGGGCCAAAACAAACAAGAUGAAUUUUAACAGGGAGAAAUGUAAAGUAUUGCACUUGGGCAAAAAAAAAUGAGAGGCACAAAUACAAGAUGGGAGACACCUGGCUUGAGAGCAGUAUAUGUGAAAAGGAUCUAGGAGUCUUGGUUGACCACAAACUUGACAUGAGCCAACAGUGUGACGCGGCAGCUAAAAAAGCCAAUGCAAUUCUGGGCUGCAUCAAUAGGAGUAUAGCAUCUAGAUCAAGGGAAGUAAUAGUGCCACUGUAUUCUGCUCUGGUCAGACCUCACCUGGAGUACUGUGUCCAGUUCUGGGUACCACAGUUCAAGAAGGACACUGACAAACUGGAACGUGUCCAGAGGAGGGCAACCAAAAUGGUCAAAGGCCUGGAAGCGAUGCCUUAUGAGGAACGGCUAAGGGAGCUGGGCAUGUUUAGCCUGGAGAAGAGGAGGUUAAGGGGUGAUAUGAUAGCCAUGUUCAAACAUAUAAAAGGAUGUCACAUAGAGGAGGGAGAAAGGUUGUUUUCUGCUGCUCCAGAGAAGCGGACACGGAGCAAUGGAUCCAAACUACAAGAAAGAAGAUUCCACCUAAACAUUAGGAAGAACUUCCUGACAGUAAGAGCUGUUCGACAGUGGAAUUUGCUGCCAAGGAGUGUGGUGGAGUCUCCUUCUUUGGAGGUCUUCAAGCAGAGGCUUGACAACCAUAUGUCAGGAGUGCUCUGAUGGUGUUUCCUGCUUGGCAGGGGGUUGGACUCGAUGGCCCUUGUGGUCUCUUCCAACUCUAUGAUUCUAUGAUUCUACGUCAAAGUGCAAGUAGAUAAAUAGGUACCGCUCCGGCGGGAAGGUAAACGCUGUUUCCGAGUGCUGCUCUGGUUUUCCAGAAGUGGCUUAGUCCUGCUGGCCACAUGACCCAGAAGCUGUACGCCGGCUCCCUCGGCCAGUAAAGCGAGAUGAGCGCCGCAACCCCAGAGUCAGCUACGACUGGACCUAACGGUCAGGGGUCCCUUUACCUUUACCUAUUCUAUAUUUGAGACCCUUGAAUUUUUACACAGAGGAUGAGCACGCUAAACACCAACUUUCUGACUGUUUGAGAGAGAAUUACUGAAUUUAGGACCGAAGCCUUAUUAGGAGUCGGGUCGGGAUAAGCCUGGAGAAAAGGAGACUGAGAGGCAGGACGAGAGCCAGUGUCUUCAAACACUUCAAGGACUGCCCCUUGGAAGGUUUUCUGCUGCCUCAGAAGGCAGGACCCGAACCCAGGGCUUCAAGUUACAAAAAGGGCGAUUCCGACCCAACAUCAAGAAUAGGCUUCUGACAGUGAUUGCUGUUUGACAGUGGAACGGAUGACCUUGGGAGAUGAAGGACUCUCCUUCCUUGGAAGCUUUUAAGCAGACGUUUGAUGACCAUCUCUCAGGGAUUCUGUCGCUGAGAUUCCUGCCUUGCAGGGGGUUGGACUAGAUGACCCUUGGGGUCCCUUCCAACCCAACAACUCAAUGACGUUCAUCUUAAUGCCCGUGAAGUCUUCCCUCUCCUCCCCAAACCCCACAAAUCUUGUCCUGCCCUCCAUAUACACACAGAUGCACCAACUCUGCGGCACAUUUUUGCAAGCAGCAGAACUCCAAAUAAAUGGCUGGCAACAAUCACAAAAGAAAAAAACCCCCACUUUAUUCUCUUUUGGAAAGCAAAAAUACAGAGUUGUCUUUGUUUUCCACACGGCGGAUGGUGUUCCCUCGUGUGUCCCUUCCGCUGGAGCAGCCUGGUCCCCGUGGAAGAGGCUGGGAUCCCUUGCGUGGGCACAGGGAUCAAGCCCUAGAUUUCCCCACUCAGGCAGAGCCAACAGCAAAAUGCCCCCCUGGCAGGGGACAAACCUCCUUGAGCUGGAUGAGCAAAGGCAGGCUCUGUGCGCACCGUCAGAGGGGCUUCCUAGGAGCACGAUCUCCCGUGGGUUUCCAUCAGUCUCUCUGCACACAAAAAGUCCCUUUUGGCAAGUCCUCCUGGGCCAGCCUGCGGCCUCCCCAGCUAGUUCUCUCCCGCCUCAUCAUAGACGGGGUUGACGUAAGCACCACUCUUGGGCUCUUCUGCAAAGUCCUUCUGGCUGGUGGGCGGCCACUUUGCGUCCUCCUCCAGCUGCCGCUGCAGCUUCCGGUACUUGCUGGAGGAGCGGAAGCGGAAGAGGGCCUUGAUCAGAAGCCAGAGGCGGUGGUUCUGGAGGAUGCCGUCCUGCAAAGAACAGGGGAGCAUGAGAAAGGGGCCCAUCCAUUCUUAAAAAAAAACCAGAAGCAUUUUUACCUGGUAUUAUACAGGUGAAACUCGGAAAUGAACUUUUACUUCAGUAAUUCAGCUUAAAAGGUGAAACUAAUAUAUGAGAUAGACUCAUGACAUGCAAAGCGAGAUAUGUCAAGCCUUUAUUUGUUGUAUUUUUGAUGAUUAUGGCCUACAGCUGAUGAAAACCCCAAAUUAACAGUCUCAGAAAAUUAGAAUAUUAAUUCUAAUGCUGACUUCAUUUUCCAGCAGGACGUUGGCACCUGCCCACACUGCCAAAGUACCAAAACCUGCUUCAAUGCCCAUGGGAUUACUGUGCUUGAUUGGCCAGCAAACUCACCUGACCUGAACCCCAUAGAGAAUCUAUGGGGCAUUGCCAAGAGACAGAUGAGAGACAUGAGACCGAGCAAUGCAGAAGAGCUGAAGGCUGCUAUUGAAGCUUCCUGGUCUUCCAUAACACCUCAGCGGUGCCACAGGCUGAUAGCAUCCAUGCCACGCCGCAUUGAGGCAGUAAUUGAUGCAAAAGGGGCCC
Messenger RNA from Podarcis lilfordi (Lilford's wall lizard), 9372 nucleotides. The record is from the annotation of a GenBank genome assembly. NCBI's taxonomy places the organism in Eukaryota, Metazoa, Chordata, Lepidosauria, Squamata, Lacertidae.